AUGGCUUCGCCCCAUCCUGCGGAGGCGCCUGUCGCCAUUAAUCCGCACCAGAACGCCCGAUACACCCUCAAGUUGAGCGAGCGCAUCACGAACCCCUCUCAGGACCAGUCCCGCUUCAGGACGCUCAAAUUCAACCACAAGCCGAUGCAAGCCGCCGGAAAUGCACGCACCACGACAAUGAAGCCGGCCUCCUCAGGCGACGAUCAGUUCACGCUGUGCAUUCGCGACAAAGAAACGGAUGGCUCGGGCAAGACGGCCGCAUACGACUACACCGGUCAGCGCAAGGAGCUGAAGAAGACGUAUGUGCUGGUCUUCGACAAGGAUACCCAGACUGCGACGCUCGAGCCGCUCGACGAGACGUACGCCUUCAACCUGAAGAGCACGCCGUGGGAGAGUGAUCAGGCAAAGCUUGCCGAGAAGUACCAGUUGGUGAGGCCACGCAACGAGAAGCCGGACCGCGACGCCGUCGCCAACGACUCUGCCGACGACCUCUUCUCCGACGGCUCGGCCACGCCCAGGAGCACCGCCGAGAGUAUGUUUGGAGGCGGUAGCCUCAGCGAAGAGGACGAACCCGAUGAGAACAACCCCUUCGAUUUCCGGCAUUUCCUGAAGGACGCAGAACAGACCGACGGCUUUGCAUCACCGUACAGCCAGUCGGGAACCCCGCUUCGCACCACCACGAAUGCUACAGCGGCAUCUACCACCGCCACCACCACCGCCCCGGCUCGCUCGACACCACUACCGCAGACGGACCGCCCCAAAACGAAGCCAGCGCCAAAACCCGCAUCCAAGCAAGCCACUGCCAAGCAGACCGCCACCACAUCGUCGCGCAAGCGCAAAAGCCCAGAGCCAGAACAGCCCGCCGCCAAGCCCAAGCCCACCUCGCCAACCACAACCAAGACGAAACAGCAGCCCACCCCGUCCAUCCGCCUGGACCGCCGCGCGUCGACGCGCCCAACCGACUCGGCGGUGGCAGCAGCAGCCGCCUCGACGCUCUCAACAACAGCCGCCCGGUCCCAACAAUCGUCCGCGUCGUCCACCAAAUCGUCAAGCCGCACAUCACGCGAGCCGAGCGCCGACGAAGACGACGGUGCCGGUGACGACGAGGACGACGACGACCAGUUCGGCGGCCUCGAAAUCGACUGGGGCGGCUCGGGCGGCGCCAACGGCAAGGCCGGGUCGUCGCGGCACGGCGGGCGGGGCGCGGGCCGCAGCAGCAUCGCGCUCGCGUUCGAGCAGAGCGUCACGGGCGACGGGCCCGUGUCGCUGCGCAGCGCCGCCGACAGCGCGUCGCCCAACAGCCGGCUGCACACGCCCAACAUGCGCGCCACCACGGCCAUCACCAGCAAGAACGCGCCCGACGUCAUCGAUUUCGGCGGCGAGGGCGUUGGUGGUAGCGGUGACGACGAGGAGGAGGCGGAAGGAGAGGAGUAUGAGGACGUCGGCGGUCGUGGUCACCUUCAGCAACGACAAGGACGGGACGAAGAAGGAGAAGAGGAUGGAGAGGAAGAAGACGACGACGAUGGCUACGCCGAGGACGACGAGGACGCCGACGGCGACGUCGAUCCUCUGACGCUGGGCAGCCCGGCGGCGGAUACGCUGCAGCAGCAGUAUCACGAGGCUGGUGAUCAACAGCAGCACCAGCAGCAGCAACAUCAGCUGAUGACGGACGGCGCCGGUGAUGACGAUGAUGAUCACGACAACGACGACGGCGACGACGACGAUGAUGACGACGACUUUGGUCCCGAUUUCGAGGCCGCGAUGACACAGGCGUUGGAGAGCGCGGCGGAGGAAGGAGAAGAGGAUGGCGGCGGGCGCGUGAUGCAUGAGGAGAGCGAGGAGGAGAGCGAGGAAGAAUAG
Molecule: messenger RNA, 1860 nt
Organism: Diplodia corticola
Lineage: Eukaryota; Fungi; Ascomycota; Dothideomycetes; Botryosphaeriales; Botryosphaeriaceae
Product: ell-associated factor
Exons: 1
Coding region: 1-1860 (619 amino acids)
Source: RefSeq, a predicted model, not a curated record